UUUAUUUUCUUUUCCUCAUUUCACAAGGAGUUACAAAGGGAAAGUUAAUUUGUGUAUGUUUGUCAAAGUUCUGCGUCGCAUACAGUCACAAGAGGAGCAAGAGGAUUUUUGGCUGGGUGGUUAAUGAUACAUAGCUCUGGUCAGAGAGUAGUAUGCAGGGGAGGGGCUGCACAACUCACCCCCUUAAAUGACACUUUGCUAUGUAACACCAUAUAACACAGAGUAUAAUCUUUCCCUGAGCUGAUGCACACAAACCUGCAUUACUCCAAGGGCAAAAAGCAACUCCAACUGGAUUUCUUCUUCCCAUGUGCCUGAACGUUUUAAAUACUUAAAAUAAUAAAGCACCUAAGGAGUUUGCAUCUCAAUGGCUUCAUCGUGCAUUUUGAUCAAAGGAGGUAAGAUCGUUAAUUCUGAUUGCUCGGUUCUGUUGGACGUCUACAUAGAGAAUGGGUUGGUCAAGGACAUCGGAAAGAAUCUGCAGCCGGAUCACUGCGCCGAUCUGAAAGUGAUCGAUGCGACCGGCAAACUGGUAAUCCCAGGUGGGAUCGACACCCAUACACACAUGCAAUUUAUUUUCAUGGGCACCCAAGCUGUUGAUGACUUCUUCACUGGAACCCAGGCGGCUGUGGCCGGGGGCACAACCAUGAUUCUAGAUUUCGCCAUACCCAAGAAAGGAGAGUCGCUAAUUGAAGCCUAUGAGACAUGGAGGAGCUGGGCAGAUGCCAAGGUUUGCUGUGACUAUUCCCUGCACGUGGCUGUUACCUGGUGGAGUGAUAAGGUCAAGGAAGAAAUGGGAAUCCUUGUGAGAGAUAAAGGUGUCAAUUCCUUUAAAAUGUUCAUGGCUUACAAAGACCUGUACAUGGUUAAUGAUUCCGAGCUCUAUCAGGCCUUUUCCUGCUGUAAGGAUAUCGGGGCAGUCGCCCAAGUACACGCGGAAAAUGGAGAUCUCAUUGCAGAGGGUGCCAAGAAAAUACUCUCCUUGGGCAUCACGGGGCCUGAGGGACACGAGCUUUGCCGACCAGAAGAAGUAGAGGCAGAAGCCACCCAAAGAGCAGUCACCAUCGCUAACUCUGUCAACUGCCCUCUGUAUGUGGUGCACGUGAUGAGCAAAUCUUCCGCCAAGGUCAUUUCUAAUGCGCGGAGAGAAGGCAAAGUGGUAUUUGGGGAGCCUAUAGCCGCCAGCCUUGGGACUGACGGAACUAAUUACUGGCACCAUGAAUGGAGUCACGCGGCAGCAUAUGUGAUGGGACCGCCACUGCGCCCAGAUCCUUCCACCCCGGACUAUCUCAUGAACCUGCUGGCCAAUGAUGAUCUGAGCACAACAGGGACAGACAACUGCACCUUUAAUACAUGUCAGAAAGCGCUGGGAAAGGAUGACUUCACCAAGAUCCCCAAUGGAGUCAAUGGAGUGGAGGAUCGCAUGUCUGUUAUUUGGGAAAAGGGAGUGCACAGCGGCAAAAUGGACGAGAACAGGUUUGUGGCCGUCACAAGCGCCAACGCUGCAAAGAUUUUCAACAUUUAUCCAAGGAAGGGAAAGAUUGCCGUGGGAUCUGACGCUGAUAUUGUCAUUUGGGACCCUAAAGCCACAAGGACCAUUUCUGCCAAAACUCACCAUCAAGCUGUGAACUGCAACAUAUUUGAAGGGAUGGAGUGCCAUGGAGUCCCCUUGGUGACCAUCGCUGGAGGCAGAGUGGUGUAUGAGAAUGGAAUUCUGCAUACGGUGGAAGGACAUGGAAAGUACAUUUCUCGGAAGCCAUUCGCUGAUUAUGUCUAUGGCCGGAUACACCAGAGAGAUGCUGUAUGCCAGCCAGUACCAGUACAGCGUGAGCCAUACAAAGGAGAUGUGAUCCAAUUAUAGUGUGAAAUCAACCUUGAUGCUCCACAUACUGUGAACAAG
Messenger RNA from Xenopus laevis (African clawed frog), 1897 nucleotides. It is a transcript of the gene dpys.S, whose product is annotated as dihydropyrimidinase S homeolog. The transcript has 9 exons. Bases 365 to 1858 code for a protein of 497 amino acids. The record is from RefSeq and is a predicted model, not a curated record. NCBI's taxonomy places the organism in Eukaryota, Metazoa, Chordata, Amphibia, Anura, Pipidae.